Cyanistes caeruleus (blue tit) is the source of this 3680-nucleotide messenger RNA. NCBI's taxonomy places the organism in Eukaryota, Metazoa, Chordata, Aves, Passeriformes, Paridae. The record is from RefSeq and is a predicted model, not a curated record.
AUUUAUUAGACAACAUUUUAUUACCAAUGUGUAAGGAUGCAUAAAAUGUAUUUGUGAAUUGAUAGAGUUUCUAAGUAGCAGGCCAGUUGAAAAGAAAUCACCCAGCCCAAAACCACAUGCAUUCUGAGGAGAAUGAAAGAGCUAGAAGCUUUUAUCCACCUUCAGUUUGUACCAGUUGUGAGAAAACGUAAGUAACAAUGAGUGAAGAAUGUGCUAAACAAUUACUUGGCUGAUUAUUAACAUACUCAUACUUCUCAAGUUUGUAUCUUUUUGUGUGCUUUUCUCUGCUUCUGUGUAAGGGACAGGUUUUAAGGACGUACUACUCUUGAGGUACAUAACUGGCAUGCCCAAGGGCAGAUUUGGGAAGUAGCUCCCACUUCACACAACCAAGAGUGAUAGCUGCUGUGAGGCAGUGGUACAUCUACUGGUGGGGGGGGUGUGGUCAGAUCUCCCUCUGAGUGUGCCUGUUUGUCUCUGAAAACUAGCAGGAAAAUCUGAUGUGACAAAGCUUAUUUUGGUGCCUGCUAGGCAGUACAACUCCAGGUCUUAAGUGACAGACUACUGAAUUGGAAUCCAUGUAAUCUUAGCUCUACUCUGUGCUAGUUUUGACUGGGGUAGAGUUGAUUUUCUUUGCAGUAGAUAGUGUGGGGUUAUGCUUGGGAUUUAUGCUGGAAACACUGUUGAUAACACAGGGAUGUUUUAGUUACUCUUUAGCAGUGCUUGUACAGCCUCAAGGCCUUUUUUCUUCUCACAGUCUCAUCAGGGAGGAGACUGGGGACGCACAAGAAGCUGGGAGGGGAAACAGCUGGGACAGCUGGCUACAACUGACCAAAGGGAUGUGCUAUAUGACCCAUACCAUAUGCUAUCAUACUCAGCAAUAAAAAGUGGGAGAAGAAGAAGGAAGAGUGGGGACAUUUGGAGUGUUGGCAUUUCUCUUCCCAAGUAACACAUGCUGGAGCUCUGCUGUUCUGGAGGUGGAUGAACAUCUACCCACCCAUGGGAAGUGGUGUUCUGAGAGCUAUUUCUACCAAUGCUUUAAUGGAACAGUUGCGUUUAAAAUAUCAACAAAGGCCAUGGACUGAAACUCUAAAACUUGUUUAUUUUUGCAUGGGUAACCCACAUCGAAAGCCUGUCAGUAAUGCUCCAGAUGGUCUAUUGCUUUCCUGCACGGAGAAGAUAGAGAGGACAUUAAAUGCUAAAUCCAUGUUUUCUGUGAUGAAUACGUUGGAACUUUUAUCCAGACAAAAAGGACUUACUGUUCAUGUUAGCCCCAGUGGAACUGCCUGCUACAUAACAUCAAUGAUGUUUUAUGUAGAAAUUCAGCUGGAGAAGGAUGGAGAUGUGAUGGAUGUAAAGCUGGCUCACUUUGAAGAAGCUCCUGUGGUUUGUGAUGACUUGGUCCAGCUACUAAGGAUGAAGAACUAUGAUGCCUUUGGCAAGAUUCUAGAAGACCUGUCAAAUAUGUAUCAAAUUCCAGGAAACAGCGAAAUGAAAGCUAAGGGAUAUCUUGCUUUGCAGGCCCUUGAAAAAGAUCUUUAUUCAAUGUCUCUUCUGGACAGAACACAGGAUCUAAACAGAGUUACUGAAGUACUUAAUGGAAAAGUAGGACACCUGGUGCCAAGAACUGGAGGAACCCCAAUGAACAUUGAAUUCUACAUUUCUCCCUAUCAAGUUUUGGAAGCAGAACUAAAUCAUGGUUCCCAGGUAUGUGGAACAAAAACAGUUGUAACUGUUGAAGGCAUGGAUACACUCCACAAACUGCCUCUGUCUCCAUUAAUUGUAGAUCCUCAAGCUGGAGAGGACAGCAGCCUUGUUUUUUUGCAACUGACUGAUGAACUCAGCAUGGAUUUGCCAGCUCUUUUUGUUCUGAAGUUUCAUCAACCUGUUCCAAUGUCUUCAUCCAGUAUUGAAGAAAUACAGAGGCUCACAGGAAUUCAGAUUUCUGGCUUGAAACUAGCUCCACUGUAUGAGCUAAUUGUUCAGUCUACUCUUAAAGAAAAAUGCAGUGAAGACUUGUCUACAAAUAAAUCUUGUUUCUUUGUGUCUCUUCCAGAUUGCCCAAAACACUGUUACUUCAUAAACAAAGGUUCAGAAAAAUCAGAUUUAGCAGGAGCUUUGGUCAGUAAAAUCCCAUUUAGCCAUCCAAAGUGCGUGCCUGGCGUAAUAGAGAUUCUUCGACAUCAAGUGGCAUAUAACACUCUUAUUAGCAGCUGUGUCUCUGAGAAGCAUAUAAAUGAAGAUGAUUCAGAACUGCUUUACUUUGAAGUGGUACCACACAAGAACACCAGCUUUUCUGUCUUUUUCCUUCAUCCUGUGAAAGAGAAUUUAGCCUGUGUUGUAAUUGAUGUUAUAAGCUCUAGAGAAGUCCAAUGUCACCUUCAUUUAAAUCCUCAAGAUCCAACUCUAAAUUCUAGUGAUGACUUCAUAGCAAGAGUUGUGAAACGUUGCAUGUCAGUCCCAGUUGUCAUGAGAGCUCUUUUCAGGAAUGCUGCCAAGGUGAAAGCUGACAGUGAAACACAAGACAUGAACAUGGAACAACAACCUGAACCACAAUCGGAGCAAACUACAGAUUCUAGCAGUCUCAAAGAAAGCCUUUCUGGGGCUGGUCAGCAAGAUUGGGUAGUGACAGAUAAGCCAAAUAAUACAGACAGCACAGAAGAAGAUUUCUCUACAGCCAAACUGGAAACUCUGGGUGAUAACAUGGAAAAAGAGUAACCUCUCACUAUGCACUGAAACUUAGGAGGAAAGUAAUUCCAUAGCUGGUAUAGAAGUGAUAUGAUAGACAAAAACCUGAUGGCUUUACAAACAACAACAAAAAAGUCUACUUAGUAAUUUGUGAAUUGUAUCUCCUCUAUGCAAACUUUUACAUAUGGGAAAGUAGUUCCCUUGAAUCUGCAUUUUUCAACAUCCAAAUCUCUAAAGUCUAAAACUGUUCUAUUAUUUUGUCUUGUUACUGAAAACCUCAAAAAUUGCCUUGGUAAAUAAGAUGCCCUCUAAUACUGUUUUUUUUAUUGUUAGAAGGGAAGGCAUUACUUUAUUCUUGGUCAAGAGAUGUGUGUGGCUGACAAAGUUCCAGCCUCAGUGUUGACCCUGAUACAAAACUCUUUCACUUAUUUAUGCAUUUUUAGCAAACAAAGACAUUAAUUUAUUCAUUGGUUUAAUUAGUAUUCUAUACCCUGUUAGUUAUUGAUUUCUUUCUCUUCAUGCUAAUCUGGUCCUCAUCCUUUUAUCUUUUUCUCAGACAGUCUCCAACUUUCCAGGCCUUAAUCUCCUCUAUAUCCUCCAGUUACUCGAAUGUCCUUGAAUGGCCAUAAAUUUAAGAUCCCAGAUGCCAAAUCUUCUAAUUCCUUUGGCUUUGUUUAUUGCAGAUUGUUAUGCUUGGUUUUAACAAUCUUAAGGUUUCAGUGAUUUAAAGAUCAUAGUAGGUCAGUGAAGAAACUUAACUGGUGUUGGCUAUAAGUGGACACUGCUUACAAUUGGUUAAAACAACUAUUUAAAAAUUAGUUAGGUAAGUUAUAUAACUUCCAACACUGUCUGCACCAUAUAUACUAUCAGACUAUGGAAGAAAUCUGUGUCUAACAUACAUGAUACAGUCUAUAACACAACACAGGCAUUUGAAGAAAAGUGAUAUUUAUCCAUAUCAACAUUAUGCUAAAUAAAUUGAGAAAAAGUUACUUGAA